AUGGCUUCCUGGAUGCAAAGCUCGAGCCUGGCGGUCGCACGGCGACGCAUGUGCCUCCUUCGCACGCAGCUGGUGGUGCUCGUCACCAUGUCAGCAGGUGUACUGUUGGGCCUGGCCACACGGGUCAGCUGUGACCCUGCUCGAACGGAGCUGCUGAGACUCGCGGGACUCGUAAGGGCGGAGUUGUGGGAUGUGGCGCUUCGCUGCCUCGAGGCGGUGGCCAUCAUUGUUCUCACCUUCCUCGUGUCCCACUUCCUCCUCCUGGCCGCCAUCUGGAGCUUCAUCCUUGCCGUGGGCCUGGGCCCCGGCAGUUGA
This is a messenger RNA of Durusdinium trenchii, 315 nucleotides long. The record is from the annotation of a GenBank genome assembly. Lineage: Eukaryota; Dinophyceae; Suessiales; Symbiodiniaceae.